Penicillium nucicola is the source of this 1158-nucleotide messenger RNA. RefSeq names its product sucrase/ferredoxin-like domain-containing protein. The record is from RefSeq and is a predicted model, not a curated record. NCBI's taxonomy places the organism in Eukaryota, Fungi, Ascomycota, Eurotiomycetes, Eurotiales, Aspergillaceae. The coding region runs from base 1 to 1158 and encodes 385 amino acids. The transcript has a single exon.
AUGAGAUUGCGACCAACAGCACUACAAUCCGUCGCGCGCGACUGGACCGGAAAGACCUGUCGCAUCCGCCUGCUAUCCACCACUCCAACCCGCAACAGCAGACUACGCGUGCGUCUAGAUAUCCCUCCUCCAUUUCCCGUGACGGAAAAAUGUCCAGAACCAAGCUGCGAUUGCCCGACGACACCUGCCAUGCCCGAGGGCCUUCCAAUCGACCACGAGCAAGCAUUGAACGGGACAAUGGCAGCCUUUACACAGCAACUCCUCGUCUGCACAGGACAACGGGAUUGGACAAGUCGCAUCGAUGAAGACGGCGAGAACCAAGGCUGGGGAAAUCUCCUACGAGGAAUGAAGCGUCAACUAGGUCGCGGGGGGCCUUACCUAGAUGUAUGCGAUCCCUCGCCCUCAGCUCACUUGCCAGCACAACGAGACCUUGCUAACACACGGAAGCCAUUCAACAACGUCCUCACGACAGCCACCUCAAUCGCCCCCUCAGCAAGCUCCCCAACAACAGCCUCCGCCUUCCUCUUCCCAAGCUUCAAAUACAUCCCCUCAAUACCCGUAGACACGGCAUCCCCCACAAACCCAGACCCAGACCCAAAAGCCGACCUCGUCACAUUCAUCCGCGCCUACCUACUCCCAAAACGCCUCCACGACAUGCACUCCUCCCUCCCCCCGGCAAAACAAGAAGCCAUGACGCGUGCCCCCGAACUAACCUCCCACUUCCCCGACGCAAUCGACAUCAACCACUCGCCCACGAUCCUCAUCUGCGGCCACGGCGGCCGCGACAUGCGCUGCGGCAUCAUGGCGCCAGCCCUAGAAAGCGAGUUCCAGCGCGUUUUCCAAGCGCGCGGAUUCACCGCUGGCAGUGACGGCGCCCAGGCGACGAUCGAUGCACCAGACCAUGUGAAUAUCGGGCUGAUUAGCCAUAUUGGCGGUCAUAAGUACGCGGGUAAUGUCAUUGUUUAUAUUCCGCCGGGGAUGAUGUCUGGCGAGGAUGGUUCGGUGCCGCAUCCGUUGGCUGGGAAGGGCAUUUGGUAUGGGCGUGUUGAGCCGAAACAUGUGCGGGGUCUUGUUGAUGAGACUGUCUUUGGGGGGAGGGUUGUUAGGGAUCAUUUCCGUGGUGGUAUUGAUCGGUCGGGGGAUAUUUUGAGGCUUUAG